Messenger RNA from Perkinsus marinus ATCC 50983, 417 nucleotides. RefSeq lists its product as hypothetical. Lineage: Eukaryota; Perkinsozoa; Perkinsida; Perkinsidae. The record is from RefSeq and is a predicted model, not a curated record. The transcript has a single exon. Bases 1 to 417 code for a protein of 138 amino acids.
AUGCGUCAGCUGAGUGAGCCUGCUAAGGUUGCAUUAGCGGACAAUCUACCCCUGCGCAUUCCGACCACUCGUGAGUUGGAUGCAAUGAUCUUAUCGUUCACUCAGCGUAUUUCUGAUGAUAGCGUUUAUGUUGCUAUGGAAGCCGAGAAUCUCGACUCUAUGAUGAGAUCUCGCAGUUCUUAUGCUGGUCAAAGCAUAGCUAGAGCCUCAUUCAGUCUCAAACCAGGUGAUCAGGUUGUGCGUUACAAUCAUGGUCGCAAUAAGCUAGAUAGACGUUGGAUUGAGGAUGUAAUUUAUACUGUAGUUAGUAUCAAUGGAGUGAUCGCUGGUAUCACUCAUACUGUUGGUCAAGUUAGAUUUGAUUACAUCGGUAACCUGAAGAAGGUUAACGCAGCAGUUGAUGUUGUUGAUCAGUAG